Molecule: messenger RNA, 516 nt
Organism: Lentinula edodes (shiitake mushroom)
Lineage: Eukaryota; Fungi; Basidiomycota; Agaricomycetes; Agaricales; Omphalotaceae
Exons: 4
Coding region: 1-516 (171 amino acids)
Source: RefSeq, a predicted model, not a curated record
AUGAUAAGACGAGAUAUAAAAAAGGAAACAGGCGGGUAUUGGUAUACUGCGCAUCAAGGCGCACGGGUCAACUCCAACACAUCUUUAGUCGUCAAAUGCGCGAUUCAAAGCUGCCUCGCAUCUAUUCUCAAUGGGUCAGGAAUCAGCAAACCGGAGCUCGACGAACCUUUGGAAGCAUUGCGACAUCUUCGCGCAGCAAUGGACGCAGACCAGGAACAGAUAGGCGAUACAGGAGACAUGUGGAAGGAAAACCCUGGCUUAUUCUUCAUGCACUCCGUAGCUCUUGCUUGGUCAAGAACGGACGAUGACAAAGCCAAGGAAACCCUUUCUGGUAUCAUCAAUGACAAGAAUAUUGACAAGGGCUCUCAAGGCAUGAUCUAUCUUGUCAAGAGCAAAAUCUAUCUAUCUCAGGUUCUUCGACGGCUUGGAGAAGAGCAAGAUGCGCAAUCACAGUAUGUUUCUAAAUAUUGUCGACUGGUUCUUUGUAAUCCAAUAACAAUGGGCAGUGAGCAAUGA